GUUUACACAAGACAAUAGAGAGAAAAGAUUUCGAGGCCAAAUAGGAAUACAUAUAAAAAUUUAUAUAGAGUAAUAAAUCGAGGAUAAGUAGGGUACACUUCUACAUUCAUCUCUGCACAGAGGUCCGUUGAACUACAAACCCUAUCAUAGCAAGAUGCUUUCCGCUAUCCGAACCUCUGCUUUCUCCAAUGGACGCUGCGCUGUAAUGGCCGCAGCAGCUCGUCGCUGUUACAGUGCCGGAGCAUCCAACACACUGGUGUACGUCGAGCACGACAAUGCCAAGGUGUUAAAGCCAACUCUACACACUAUCACUGCUGCUAAGGCUAUCGGUGGACCCGUUACCUGCAUGAUCGUUGGCUGUGGUUGUGGACCGGUCGUUGAGCAAUUGUCUAAGGUUGCCGGAGUCGACAAGAUCCUUGUUGCUGAUGAUGAGAUUUUCAAGGGACAUCUACCCGAGGCUGUAGCCCCCGCUAUAGUUGCUGCACAGAAGCAGUUCAACUUCUCUCACAUUGUCGCAUCCGCCACUGCCAUUGGCAAGAACGUUGCGCCCCGUGUAGCUGCCCUUCUAGACGUGCAGUCUAUCUCUGAUAUUACGGGUGUGGUUGACGCCAACACAUUCACGCGCCCCAUCUACGCCGGAAAUGCCGUCGCCAAGGUGCAGUCCAGUGAUGAUAUUAAGGUGGUCACUGUGCGUGCAACCGCUUUUGCCGCUGCUGACGAGACCGGUGGUUCCGCUGAGAACGAAUCCGUUGCCGCUGGUGAGGCUCAGUCCCUAUCAAAGUUUGUUGGACAGGAGCUUUCAAAGAGCGAUCGCCCUGAGCUCGGCAGUGCCCGUGUUGUUGUGUCCGGAGGUCGUGCGUUGAAGAGUGGCGAGAACUUCGAAAUUCUUUACAGCUUGGCCGAUAAGUUGUCCGCUGGUGUCGGUGCCUCGCGCGCGGCCGUAGACGCAGGUUACGUGCCCAACGAUAUGCAGAUCGGACAGACCGGUAAGAUUGUAGCCCCCGAGCUUUACAUUGCUGUAGGUAUCUCCGGUGCCAUCCAGCAUCUUGCAGGUAUGAAGGAUAGCAAGACCAUCGUAGCCAUCAACAAGGACCCCGAUGCCCCUAUCUUCCAGGUGGCCGAUUACGGACUCGUGGGUGAUCUUUUCAAAGUCGUUCCUGAGCUAGAGAAGGCUUUGUAAGCUAUUUUGAGCAUGAGUAGUUUCCAGCUAGAGGAGGCGGACAGAUUGUAGUCUAUUCUAUAGCAUGUGAGGUGCGUUAUGGAACAUAUAAGUGCAUGUCUGAAGAAUGAGUAAUCGUGUGGUUUGACGAGAUGUUCAAGGAAGGGUAAGGAUAUCCCAAGCCUUGGGUUGAAUGAAUAUGCCUUCGAGCCAAGUGAUGACUUCAUGUUCGCGGUUCUUCAGUAUGGCGCAUAAUUCCCAAUCUUAGGACACAACGGCACACUUCAUACCAUUCGAUGUGUUUUUGUAGACCGCUGAGGGCUAGAAAUAUCAUCUAAGCAUACACAUGCAUUGUUCUCGUUGAAUCAGGUCUUAAGCCGCGACUUCGCACACACUGUGACAAGUAGAAAUAAAAUCUAGGAUGCUAAAUCACUGCCAGUGUACGGGUGAAAGCAUUAUUUGUAUAAUUGCAG
Sphaeroforma arctica JP610 is the source of this 1632-nucleotide messenger RNA. Its product is annotated as electron transfer flavoprotein subunit alpha, mitochondrial. The coding region runs from base 155 to 1180 and encodes 341 amino acids. NCBI's taxonomy places the organism in Eukaryota, Ichthyosporea, Ichthyophonida. Gene Ontology annotation, cellular component: mitochondrion. Gene Ontology annotation, molecular function: flavin adenine dinucleotide binding; electron transfer activity. The transcript is spliced from 6 exons. The record is from RefSeq and is a predicted model, not a curated record.